This is a messenger RNA of Diversispora eburnea, 1094 nucleotides long. The record is from the annotation of a GenBank genome assembly. NCBI's taxonomy places the organism in Eukaryota, Fungi, Glomeromycota, Glomeromycetes, Diversisporales, Diversisporaceae.
AUGUCACGUGAUAAAUUUGCUACAAGGAUAAUCAAUUUACCCUUUGGUAUCACAGCAAAAGAGAUUAUUUCUAAUAUCAAAACAAUUGGUGCACUUACUUGCUAUAUCCCUAGGUCUCUUAAUUAUAGACAUAGAAGUGAGGCAAUUAUAUUAUUUGUAAGUGAAGAGGUGCUAGAAACGGCAAUUGGUAAAGAGUGGAAGGCAAGUGAAUUCAACAUUAAAGUCACAAGCAUGGCAGCGAAAACAUGUUACAGAUGCCACUCUGAGGAGCAUAUUGCUAAAGAUUUUAAUAGAUUUAAUAAAUUAGAGAAUUUCGUGCAAGACAAACUCAAUCUUAAUCCUGAAACUAAUCAAUAUCAUAGUGAUUACAAUGAACCCGAGGUUGAUUCACAAAUGGAUUUUGAUAAAUUGAAUCUACACAAUUUGGAAGGAAGCGAAGAAUUGAAAAGUAAAAAUGAAAAUAAGUUUGGAAGAUUAUUACAGGUGGUAGAACAAUUCGACAUAGUGGGUAUAGCAGAAACAAAUUAUAGUGAUAACAAAGGGCAGUGGUAUAAAGACAAUAAGGAUAAAUUUCGUAUCCAUUGUUCGGACAACGGAAAAGGAACUGGGGUAGCCUUAAUAAUUUCAAAAACACUAAAUAAGUAUAUUUAUAAAAAAAGAGGAUAUGGGGGUAGGGCAAUUUGUGUAGAUCUAGUCCUUCCAAGAAAAAUGACAAUUUGUGUAAUGCAAAUUUAUUUACCAACUCAAAGGAAAAAGAAAAAAGUUAUCGUGAUGGAAGAUUUUAAUGCAGUACCGUCACCUGCAAUAGAUCAAAAUAACAAUAGUCACUCACACUUUUCAGAAAGUGAAAUCUUUCCGCUACUAAGUAGUCAUGAUUUAAUUGAUUGUUAUAAAAUAAUGUUUUCUGAAAAUAUAGGGUAUACAUGGAAAAGAGAUAAUUCAAAUGAGGAAAGUAGAAUUGACGCAAUUUGGAUAUUACACAGAUGGAGUGAUAAAAUUACGUCAUGUUUCUUAGACAACAUUAAGUUUAUACAUGUCGUCAAAACUAUUAAAUUGAGUCAGACACAAUUAAAAUUAGGAAAAAUUGGAAUUGA